AUGUCUCUCAUCUUCAAACCAAGCUGGGUCAACGAGGGCAAGGGCGCCAAGGUCAUCCGCGUCAUCGGCAACCAAUAUCUUAGAAACCUAGAUCCCUUCCUCAUGCUCGAUUAUUUCAAAGUUAGACUGCCUGCCGGCUUCCCCGACCACCCCCACCGUGGCUUUGAAACCGUCACCUACAUGCAGCAGGGAAGCUUCUACCACGAGGACUUCAAAGGACAUAAGGGAAAAAUAGGCCCUGGUGAUUUGCAAUGGAUGACUGCAGGCAGAGGAAUUGUUCACUCGGAAGUCCCCGCCUCUUACGAUGAAGACAACCUAGGCUUCCAACUGUGGAUCAAUUUGGAGAGCAAGAACAAGAUGAUCGAGCCAGCUUACCAGGAAUACACAAGCGAUAAGAUACAAGUAUACCAGGGUGAUAAGGUGGAAGUCAAGAUCAUCUCUGGCAAGUGGGAAGGAAAAACUGGCCCAAUCUACGCCAGAACUCCUCUUACUACUUCGACGUCCAUAUCCUGCCUGGAGGAGUCUUUGAACUUCCCAUUUCAGGAAUCUGGAACACAAUUAUCUUCGUUUACUAGGGAGGAGUGCUCUACCAGGACAAGGAUGUCGUGGAUACGCUUCACUGCUGUGUUUGCAUAA
This is a messenger RNA of Nymphaea colorata (pocket water lily), 636 nucleotides long. RefSeq names its product pirin-like protein. The coding region runs from base 1 to 636 and encodes 211 amino acids. The transcript has a single exon. The record is from RefSeq and is a predicted model, not a curated record. NCBI's taxonomy places the organism in Eukaryota, Viridiplantae, Streptophyta, Magnoliopsida, Nymphaeales, Nymphaeaceae.